UGCACCGAAGACAAUACACGAGACGGACGCAUCCCUGUCCCGAUCUGGUCCACGUCAGUUUUCGCCGUCCGUUCGGGUUUUGCUGAAGAUUCUGAGUGACCGCACUGCUAGCGACGGUGAGUUUCGGGUGAGUUUCGCGAACGCGCCGUCCCAAGCUUUUGGGGCUAACAAACUGCGACUGUGAGUCACGGGCGCACGAGAGUUACAUAAGCUGGAUUCCGAUUGUGCGCGGUGACUUGUUGUUGCCACAUUCGACUGAUACGGUACACGAAGAAGAACAGUACCAGUCGCGGGAGCUUUCGGAGCUAGUGGGCGAGUGUUUUAAUGAAAAAAAUUAUAAUAUUUAAAAACAGUGUUUUACCACGCAUUCUUUGCUGAGGAAAAAAAUCCUGCAUCAGGAAGAGUUGUUUUGGGUGAAGAUCAGAGGAUCAAACAAUGUUUUGAAAACUGGUGAGAAGUGGCAUCAUUAUCAGUGAUUGACAGUGACGCAAAUGAUCAACGAGAAGGAUUUAAACGACGCCAGGACUGGAGGGGCACGAACCUGAAAUUUUGAUUCGACUUCAAUCGGCGGACAUCGACGAACUUCAGAAUGCAAUACAAUCAACGAUGCAACGAUGGAUUAAGUGCACUGAAAUGAUCUCAACUGCUGUGAACACGACUAACUCAACGUAAUCCUGGAGAGAGAAAAAAACAGUGAAAUCAAAUAUCAAGUUGCUUGAGUGGAAAAGCCACCGAUCAAACAAGUCUAACAGGAAUCAAGUGAUCCCGAGGGAUUAAAUGGCAAAUAGAGUGAGACGGUUGUGACGGUGUGGGAGAGAGAAGAAUCGGGAAUAAAUUGCGACUUUUUUUUGCUGCUGUUAUUGCAAACCGUGUAUCAGUUUGUUGUGCAGCUGAAGGCAAUACCCAAGUGACAGUGGAAACGGUGAUCCCGAGGGGAACUCGUGUGUGGGACCAGUCGUUUUUCCGUGCGGCAACAAACAGAAUGCGAUAUCCGUAGUGAUUUGAAUAAGCUAGAACGCAAUUCAGUCGCCUUUCCGGAGAUCAAUCCAGAAGAACCAUCGAACGUAUCAAAAGUUCGCAAGUGUGUACGUUAGUGUUUGUGUGUGCGAGUGUUUUGUUAGAGCGAUUCUACAGUUCAUGUGAUCGCGAAAAUUAGCGAUCCCUUCAGCAAAGGGGUACCAGAACCAGAAUCUCAUCAUAAUCAUCUUCAACCAUGAACACUCAAUUAACGCGUGUCUAGCUGAAGGAUUACGUCGUCCCGUUCCACAAAGACAGCCGAAACCUGUGACACCUAUGGGCGCCGAGUAAAGAAAAAGCUAAUCACCAUGGCCGGAACGCAAUCACCCCGGAGCGUGACGCCGAACGUCCAGCAGGACUACGACGUGACGCGUAUGCGAGAGGAGGACUUUGAGCGGCUGGCCGUGUACAUCGUGCCGGAUGUGGCAUGCGACAAAGGCUUCCCGAAUCGGGCAGAGAAAACCCUGCCCCGCAGUUUGACACUCAAACCAUCGUUGGUCCUGUCGACGCCAACGACGACGACCGAGGGCGUAUGGAGCACAGGAGUGAUACCGCGUGGGACCCGGUUCGGCCCAUUCGAAGGUGUCCGGACACCCAGUCAUCCCAGUGAUAAGCAGUUGUGGCGGUAUUUCUGGAGGGUGCAAGAGCUACGACAUGUUUCCUACGGGAAUAUUAAGAUAUUCAAAGACAGUGACUUCUACUACCUGGAUGGGUCAGAUCCGGCGCAGUCCAACUGGAUGCGAUAUGUCGCAUCGGCGUACAGUUUCUCCGUGAUGAAUCUGGUCGCCUGUCAGCACCAAGAGCACAUCUACUUCUACACGAUCCGUGAUAUUAUGCCCAAUGAGGAACUGAUGGUGUGGUACUGUCGGGACUUUGCCAAACGGCUCGGUUACGAUAUCGAUCCGGAACGGGCAACCUACUCGAUCUGUCGGGAGGAAACGCUGAGGAAAACUUAUGCGACGAUUACCAAAGCACCGGUUCCGUCGGAGGUGGCCUACAACCACGUGAAACACGUCAUGGGUCUGUAUCUGCCGGCAAUCCGUAAUGCUCCGACGCCGAGUCCUUCGCCACCGGCUGCAACGUCAACGACAAUGCAACCGACGGUGGUCGUUCCUCCCUCCAAGCAUCAGAUGCACCAGACUGUGCUGCGCGAAACGAGGACCACAACCGAACUGCACGAUCGAUCCCCAAUAAGAAUUGUGAUUCGAGAGCAAAGUCCGCUACCGUUACGAGCUGCAAAAGGACCGGAUGCUGAUUCUCCCAUUUCCCAAAACGGAAAAGAAGCUCACUACGAGCAUCAACUAACGCCAAAUGACGGCUCGGUGAGAUCAGAUGAAGGCUACCACAGCAAUGGGUACCACGAGGAUGGUUUUACUCCACCAGAGGAUUCCAGCGACAGCGAAAGUGAACACAAUUAUGUGUUGGAUUGUUCGAAAAAGGCAAUAGAACCGAAGGAAGCCAGUCUGAAAACGGAAAAUUGUGAUAAGAAUGAAUACCGAAAGGUUAAAAUGAAAAUGCCAUUGAAGUAUGAGUUCAAGAACAACAAAAAUUUUAAGCAGCCGGGCGUGAAGGAGGAGAUAGCCGAAGAGGAAGAAGCUGUAGCGGCACGGGAAACUAAGACCGCGACAAGUACGGUUAUCGUUCUGGAAGCGGUUCCCGAAACGAUCGUACCACUAAGCAAGGCAUACUAUGAACCGGAAACAACCAGCCCCGCUGCAUCUUUUAUUCGCUAUACUCCACCAAGCUCCAGCAUUCUAGAAACGAUACUGACCGGAAACCGAACCCCGGUAGAUGAUCCCCUAAGGAGACAACCGAAUGCUACACCCCCUCCAACUUCACCUACUGAAAUGGCCUACUCAUACAAAAAAUCACAUCGAUACGGAACCGCCUGUAGUCCGGAUUCCAGUUCACAGACUCCGAUGGAACCGGGAGAAAGCGUUCAUCAACCGAUACCAGAACCCAAGCUCAUAAGUAUCGAUCACCGCGAAUCUCAGUCACCGACGAUCAUAUACAGCAGUGAACAUCGACCGCAGCAGGUUCCUUCUCCCGGUCCGUACGAUCCGGCCGUACACAGCUACGGUUACAGCUACCCAUCGCCGAGUGGAACGGUAAUCAACAGUACCCCCAGCUCAACGUAUUCGCCUCCCCUGAACGGUGGCCACUACGAGAGACUGACAACGCACACGAUCCCGUCCCCUAGUGGCUAUGUUCAGCUGCAGGCGAAGGGACAACUGCCGUUAGGUCACCCGCUGAUGCAACCCUUGCCACCUCUAACGCACAUGUCGCCCGGACGAUGUUCGCCACCCAGCAGUCUAAGCCCGGACGGUGGAUCCUACUCGCGAAGUGGUAGCCCAAUGAGUCCCGGUAGUCCCGGAUCCCGUGGUUACCGGAGUUUACCGUAUCCGCUAAGGAAACGGGACGGCAAAAUGCACUACGAAUGUAACGUCUGCAGUAAAACGUUCGGUCAGUUGUCAAACCUGAAGGUACAUCUUCGCACACAUUCGGGCGAGCGUCCCUUCAAGUGUAACGUCUGUACUAAAUCGUUCACCCAGCUUGCCCAUCUGCAGAAGCACCAUCUGGUGCACACUGGCGAAAAACCACAUCAAUGUGAUAUCUGUAAGAAACGAUUCUCAUCCACAUCCAAUCUGAAGACGCAUUUGAGGCUCCACAGUGGCCAGAAGCCGUACGCGUGUGAUCUGUGCCCACAGAAAUUCACCCAGUUUGUACAUCUGAAGCUACACAAGAGGCUUCACACCAACGACCGACCGUACGUAUGUCAGGGUUGUGACAAGAAGUAUAUCAGCGCAUCUGGCCUCCGCACGCACUGGAAGACGACGAGCUGCAAGCCAAAUAAUCUGGAGGAGGAGCUGGCGCUGGCCGCUGCUGCUACCUCCGAGUGUAUGGACAAAGAUCAACCGGAUAGUGAACCUCGAGAGUAUUACGACUUGCAGCAAAUGAAUCACCCGACGACAAUAGGAUCACCCCAGCUACGGCACGUGGUCGGCCAUGUUUCCCCUACUCUACAUGGUUUACCACCGCCGUCCCAUCCGGGACAACCGCCAAUCCACCCGGGACAUAUGUUCUCCGGUCACCCUGGAACGGAUGCGAUCAUCCAGAAAGUUGGUAAAAUCCAACAUUCAUCUACCGUCAGCAGCAGUAGCAAUAACACCCCCAUCAACAACAACAACAACCCUAGCCAUUUGAACGGCAACAUCAUCAACGCCGGUGGUGGAGCUCAAUUUACCUAUCUGAGUGGUUCCCAUGGACCACCGCCACCUCCACCACCGCAACAAGUGCUGCACCACAGCCAGUCUGUUUCCGCUAGCAGCAGCUCCGUAGCCACCACCACCACCACAACCACCAACCCUAAUACAGGUUCCGAACCGACCAGCCGACCCAGUGUGAUCGAAUCCAGUCAACCGAUGAUCAUUGAGUGUACGUAGCUCCAGGUGAUGGGUCCGGGGCCACCUGCAACCCAACGGCUGGACAGUGUGAUUCGAGUAAUCGGCUAGACUCGGAAGUCCGAGUGAAAUCGAUUAGCCCGAACCUUUGCAAAGCAAAUAAUCCUUGUUGCGCGUAAGAUUUAAGAACAUAAACAACUGUGAAUACUACUUUGUAAGGUACCACCACACGGACACAUACACACAUCUACCGGUUAAGAGAAGCAUAAAUUUAUAUAUUUAUUUUUUACUACUAUUGUCAAGCCGAAGCAAAUCAGUUAGAAAAGGCAUGAGAAAUAUUGUUAAGUGUUCUUAAAAUUUACUAGUUAUAUGGUGAUGAAAUCAGAAAAUCGUAAUCCUACUGAAGUUUGUCAUUUUUCUUGAAACUUGAAAAACAAAAUCGAAAAUUUAACGUCUGAUGGCAGAGGGAGAGAGUGAGAGACAGAAGAAGAUAGAGGAAAUCAAGUGAACUGCGGUACUGCGGUGUGUGCGUGUGUGUUGGUAAAUUUCCGGUACCAGCCCUGUAAAUAUAGAAGAUUAGUGCAACGGUACCUGUGAGGGAGAUUUGCCGGCAUCACCAAUACCGUCAUACGACAGUUUUUGUUUUUUAGUGUACGAGAAGACUAUUCGGUGGCUUGUAGUUGUUUAGGAUUAGCUCAGUUUUUUUUGUGUUUGCUUUUAAAAUCGACCGUGCGUUUGUCGCGGUUCGCGGCAUAAUCGGUACGUAAGGAUACGCAUUACUACCGGUGUAUGUACAUAGAGGAGUUGAAAGGGAUGCCGCUGUUCCGAGAGAGGAUAGUGACUACAAUAUAAUAUAUAUAAUAUACAUACGAACGCAACAGACUGAUAUUUUUUCCUUAUUAACAGUUAGAAAAUCAAGGCGAGAAACAGUCGCAGUAGAAACAUUUGUUUGGCAAUCAGUUUCCAAAAAGUUAGGUACGAUUUUUUUUGUUACUUUUUUUGUUAGUAGUUAGUCGAUAGGAAGGCUCACGUAGGCUAUGGGGUGGUGUGCGGGCGUGUGUUCCGGGGCAUACGGUUCAAGGUGAUUAAAAAUGAGCAAAUUUCAUAAGUAGUUUAAAAAUGUUUUCUUCUGAAAACAGUGAACGAAAACAACUAACAAGUGGCUUAUUCAAAAUUCUAAACUAUAUGGUUCGACUACUUAACAUUUGACAUAAACUGAAAUCGUAGGAAGCGUUAAUUUUUCAAACGUGCUUUUUUAUGGCACUUAUAGGAUAAAAUCUAAAUGGUUCAAUGAGUUAUGAAUUUUUGAAAAGAAUUUAUCGUGUACGAUCUUUUGUCAUACUCUAGGAUUCGUGUAUUUCAAUAAGCGAUUCCAAGAACAUUGCUUUCACUUCACUAAUUCGGCAAUAAAAUUUAAAAUUAUACGGCUUACGAUUUAUCUUCAAAUAAAUUCGGCCUGUUGACCAAAACUAAUCGAUUUCUUUGUCAUGGCAAUUUAUACUAAACAAUAAUAGGUACCGGUUUUGGCAAACUUCUUUUUUUACUAAGAGUGUUACGACCGAAAAUUGGCCGCAGAAAACAGAUAUACGGGCUCGUAUAUAAACUGUGUGUAGAGUUUGCUCAUUCGGCGUGACGAAUUCCUGCAGAUGUCACUGCGAUCAAUUCUAUGUUGGGUGCUAGAUUCACUACACAGAAAAUUUUUCGUUUUGCUGUUGGUUAAAAUGAAAAGUUUAUUUUUGAUUCAUUCCGAUUGAAUUCACGUGUGAUUUAAACUACACAAAGUAGUCUUCUACACAUCGGGAAAUCGAGUGAGAAGUGUUAAAAUUGUUGUAGUUGAAAUUUGUCUAUAAUCGGCAGGAGAACUUUGUUUUGGUUUCGUAACGUAGUAGGACGAUCGCGGCGAAUAGCCGAGUAGGUGACAGUAGUCAAACUCGGAUUGUUUAGUAUAUCGUCACGUUUUAGGGCGUUUUUACAGCUCGAUGCACGGUUAUGGAAGGUACUCCCAAAUAGAUUGCUAAAAACUUAGGAGAAGAGGUUUUUGUUACGCUUCAAAUAGCUGACCACUCAAUUCGACAUCCUGAUUUUGGUCUCUGGCUUUCGAUUUCUCCAUUAUCCAAUCUUUCGGGUACUUUUAUUACAUUCAAGGCAGUUUUUCUUACUUCUGGUUGGCACAGCAACUUAUGCUGGAAUUUCUUUCCACUCGUCUACCUAAAACUUCGCUGUGCUGUAACAUCAAGACACCAAUGUGCAGAUUUUCACCGCCCUAACACGAGUCGACUUCCUCAAUCUGGUUAAAAGUUUCGGUAGUUGAUUUUGGAUUUUUGACUGCUUUGACAACUGUUUUUUUUUUUCGUUUCGUCUUCGAUUCGUCAGUGGAGAGCAGUUCAAAUUGUUAAAGUUAACACUUUUUUAUAUUGCGCCGAAUCGUAAUGUCUUCUCUAAGUAGUUCCUAUAAUGUACUUGCAAAAAUAUACUGAAAGAGAGUAGUAUCUAUUCAAAUAUAUGAUAUAUCAGUUCCACCGGUAUAAAGUGAGUGUUAUUUUGUUAAGACAAAACAAUACUUUUGCAUAGGUCAAUAAAAAAAUCAAAACAUUAAACCAUCGGUUUCUACAGAUCUUGAUCACCUGGCAAUUUAUGGAUAUCACGCUAACGAAAAUGCUCGUCUUUGAAAGCAAUCCAAUUUUCGACUUCUUCACAGGAAUCGAAGUAUGCUUAGCCAAUGCGUGUUUUAUCGUUGAAAACAUGUGCUAGUCGAAAGGGGCUAAGUCUGGUGAUUACGACGGAUGGAGUAGCAUCUCCCAGAUUUGUGUUUGAUUGUAUCCUGAACCGAUUUUGCUUUGAGUACAUUGUCGGGUAACAAAAUUACUUUACCUUGUCUUUUGCACCAUUCUUUUUUUGUUUUUCGCGCACUCGAAUCAUUCAUUUGUUGUCUCUAGCGAUUAGUAUUAACAGUUUCAUCAGGUUUCAGACGUUUCUGAUUCCACCAAACACAGAGCGUUCCCAAGCAACCAGAAGCUCAACAAUUACUUGAAACGUUUACUUUUUUUUGCUGUUUAAGAGUACGCGUUGUACUUUUGGUAACUCGAAAGUACAGAAAGUGAACUUUCUCGCCGCAUAGAAGCUGAACAAUGUAUUCUGGAAGUAUAGCUUAGAAUAACGUUUGGUUGCGACAUGCGAACUUUCAAACAUGGAAAAUACUUAAAAACGAACUGCUCAGAAUUCUAUUCGUGAACUUCGAAAUGUGCUUAAGCCAAAUCAGUUCCGUUUAUCGGAACUUUUGGAUAGUUGGGUUGCUUUCUUGACAAAUCGAUUUGGUUUUGCAGCCGAUGUUGACGGUUGUCCCGGAUUAAUCCAUGUUUUUUUCCGUUUGAGGUUCUUAAAAUAAAUCCAUUUCUCAUCGCCAGUGACAUUUCACAAGUGUUUUUUCGGUUUUCCAUCUGUCUUUCAUUCAAUUCAUUUGGCACCCAUUUGUCACACCUUUUGACUUUUUCCACAGCUUUCAAACGGUCAGAAAUUGUUUGUUGUGAAACAUUUCAUAUCACUCUCAUUUGGUUUUGACUAGAAAAACAUCAAAACCAUUAUUUUUGAUCCAUUUCAACCAUCUUAAGCGUAUUAUUUCCGAUAGAGCAUGACCACUCAAAAUAAAGUAAAAAGAAGUCAAACAGUAAUUUUUAUUUUCUGUGUAGGCUUGAUACCAUGGCGAAGGUGACUACUUACGCCUCUUAUGAUUGUGUAUGUGAUUUUCGCACGAAAUGCAUUAUGGCACUCAGGGCUGCUGCAUAUAACGCAUGGGCAAAAAGUAACGGACCUACCAAAGAGAACACAAUUGUUUUGGUUCAAAAUCAACUUCAUUCAUCAACGUAAUCUCCAUCAACAGCAACGCAAUCAUUCCAGCGUCGCUUUCACAAUUCAAUAACACUUUUGUCCCGAAAUAGACCUCAGAUUCAGCAAUAACCUCUUCAAUCGUGCGAAAUUUCUUACCGGCGAACAUUUUUUUAAGCUCUGGGAACAGCCAGUAGUCGUUGGGAUCCGCUUCGUUUUGAUUCCGAAGUGAAGUGAUGAAUCCAUGUUUCAUACAUUGUCACAUAUAGGCGCAAAAAUUCCGGUUUGUUACGUUUAAACAUGGCCAAACACUGCUCACAAUCAUCAACGCGUUCUCGUUUUUUGUCAACAGUGAGAAAACGCGGCUGUUAGGGUGUUAGCCCUUCAUUAGGACGUCCACUGCGUUCUUUAUCAUCGGUAUCUUUAUGACCACGUUUGAAGUCAGCAAACCAACGUUUUAUUGUUGUUUCUUAUGGAGCGGAGUCUUCAUAACACUUUUCAAACCAUUGCUUUGCUUAAACGGUAGCUUUUCCCAUCAAGAAGCAGUGCAAAAAUUAAAAGACGAAAUUGUUUUUGAUCCAUUGCUCUGAAAAUAACAAAAGUACCGUCACUCUUAGCACAAUAACUCACAAACUAAAUAAUAAAAUAUCACGAAAUGUUAACAGCUAUCUUUUAAAGGUUAGUAUUAACUGAAAAAAGUGACUGCAAUAAAACUAGCGCCAUCUAUGUGUUAGGCCAGGAACUUUUCAGCCCAUGUGUUAUUAGGUUCAUUGGAUAAAUGUCUAAAUGAACCGACAGAGUGGGAAAAGAAAAGUCUUAUUGUGGGAAGCGGGAUAUUCCAAUCGUCAAAACUGAAAAAUAUUUUUUUACCUUUUUCUUGUACUCAUGAUAACAUAAAAAAGGUCUAUUUUUUGUUUUCUGUUCAGAAAAAUUGAAGUUCAAAAUUCAAAAUUCAAACCAUUCAAUAUAUCGAAAUCCUCUUAGAUUUCUCUGUUUCAUUUUUGUCUUUGUGCUUCCUAUGAAAAAAAAUUGCAAUAAAUAAUAGUUUGCCAUCUUAUUUCUUAAUCUGAAAUAGUCAAGUGACCCAAUUUGACUAUACCUUUGAAUAGCCAGGAAACGAUUAUGAAAAAGAAGUAGUUGAACUCCGAAGGUUUCUGAAAAGCACUUUUUUUUACCUUAAGAUUCAGUCACUCACCCAAGCAAUCAAAAGUGGUGUCUCACCCGCUAUUUCAGUCAUCUAUUCUAUCGGAUCUGUUUGUUGCUACUAUCAAAGACGAAUUUUGAAAAAUUACAACUCAAGAAAAUUGGACUGGAUAAUGUCUUCUGUAAUGUAUUACACUACUGUGGGCAAAAAAUAGUAAGACUUUGUUCUAAAUUUCAAAAUUCUUUGCAAAUGUAAUCAAAAUUACACUUGAUUCAAACAAAAUCCAUUAAAUUUUUCUUAUAUGAAGACUGAAUUAAGGUUCUACUUUCAAUCUUAGGAAAAUAGCCAUUGUUAAAAAAACGCCAUUGUUGAAGCUACUACUAGAUGAAUCGAGAAAAAUAUGUCAAAUAAACUGACAGUUCUCUUCUAAAUUUCCGCUCGAGAAAAAAAUUGCUUCUGCACUUUGUAUCUGUACAACAUUGCUUCCGCCGUUUUUUUCCAAAAUUAAAAGCUUUAUUGCGAAUAAGUGCUUACAGAUGUAUUAUUCAAAGUAUUGUCCGCCGCUCGUCGUCGACAACUUUCUCCCAUCUUUCCGGCAAUUUUCGGGUCCCGGCUCGAAAAAAGGAGUCCUCUUUUGACGCUAUCCAUGAAGCAAUCCAUUUUUCCAACCAUGCCCAGGACCUUGAGACGUUUUAAAAUGGCUUGCUGACUCACUCCCAACGGUUCGGCAAGCUCUACUUGGGUUUGGCACGAAUCUUCAUCAAGCAAUGCUUCUAGUUGUUCAUCUUUGAAGGUUGUUUUCUGUUCCACCACCAUGUUUGUCUUCGACAUCGAAAUCACCAUUUUCAAAACGUUGAAACCACUCCCGACACGUUCUUCUACUCAGACCAUCACCGUAAGUUCCUGAGGGCAUUCGAUGGCAAAUGGUGAGAAUUGGGCACAUAAACCGACAUUUUCGUGCGUGAAUAAUACGAAAACAAGAACAACUGUCACUGAAAAGGCGAUGACAAUUCGUUAGGCACUAACACACACUCACACACACACUCACUUUAAAGGCAUGAUCAUCGAUGUAUUUUGACCAGCCUCAGCCGGUACAGCCACCUAUCGGAAAACGGCGGAAGCAAAGUUGUAUACCUGAGAACAAUGGUUGAUUUUCCUAAGAAUUUUUAAUUUUGUGAAUUGCUCCUAAAGACGUGAAACAAAUAGAAACGUUUACUUUCACAAUUUCUUGUGCAUAAAUUUCAAACAAAAUGUGAAAAAGGUAUAAAAGGAUCACUUUUUCCAAUAUUUAAUAAUUUUUUUUUGUUUCAUUCGUUCCAUUUCAAGUUUCAUAAAAACGCGCUUAACGAUGAGUUUUUUUUUUUCAUUAAAGCAAUAUUAAGAAAACCGUAUUUUACCUUUAACUGAGUGAAUAAAACUGACUCCGUUAAGUGAAUGUUUCUAUUUUGUAAAUUUUACCAAAUUUUCUGUAAUUAUGUACAUGGGUGUUAUGCUUACUGCUUGAAAUCCCUCCCUCCAAUAUUAAGUAACUGAACGUCGGAAAAUUGUGGAUUUUUAGUUCCCUAAACACAUUUUUAACAAUGUUUCGAGUUGAUAUGCUUUGUUAUAACUUGUUUAAAACUGGUUGAAUUAUGUAGCAUCUGAAAUUUCGAAGACACCAUAAUACAUUUUAUGUUGUUUUCGCUUGAUGCCAAACCUAACCUAGUUUCAACUCUAACUGCUGUCAAACCGUUUGUUUGAAGCCAAUUUAGAACCUAGUUUCAACGUUAUUGAACUGAAAAUCGAGUUAGUUUCGAACCUGGUUUUUAUAUCAGGUUUGCUCACUCCCCCGUUUCUAAGUGCGAGCUAAACACAAUUUCGUGGAAAGUGUUUGUUUGAUGAAACUACCCUGGGUCAGUUUCAGUUUUCUCAAGCGAAAACGACAUAAUAAACGAACAUUUGGUACGUGAACCAAGAGUUUGAUCACGUUAGCCGAGAUUUGUUGGCAAGCGAUAGCAGAGCGUGAUUACGCUAGCCUCCGCUUGCUAUCGCGGUGGCGUUAGGUGUCGUAUUGUCUUCCUUUGAUGGUUGCGCAGUAAUUAUUGUUUUGAUAGUUCGUCAUCAAGUACAAUAAACAAGUCAUUUUCAGGGAGGAUUUUAACGAUUGAGAGAACACUUACACGCUUUUCACGAAGUUAAAACACAGUUCUAUGAUCAAAUUCAGCAGCUGGAAGUUUCAUAUGGUAGAUCAAUAAUAGAACUGAAACUGAAACAAUCGUACCCCAAGCCAGCCGCUUUAGUUUUAUUGAUUCGAGCAGUUCUACUGUCAAAUUUAAAGGUGGUUUUGGACAGUGUUCUAGUUCUAGAUGCAUACAUUAUGUUAGUUUUAAAAUUUGAAUUUGGAAAUUAUUAUAAGAAAAACUGGCAGCCUCGACAGUGCUUUACUCGUGUUUCUAAUAUCUCGGUUCAUUUUUCAGAAGGCCGUAAGAGCAGCUGACAGUUUCUCUUUGUUUACUACGGUUUACACGUUUAUCACUUAACUCUUUGCAUAGAAUGAUGCCCAAAACUUUCGACUUUUUUUUGAACUGUGAAAUCCAAGAAAAAAUUUUUAAUCACAUCACAAUAAUCGAAAGAGAGAGUGAACAGAGAGAAACUGUCACUUGCUCUUACGGCCUUCUGAAAAAUCAAACGAGAUAUAGAAAAAAAUGAACUGCCCCAUAUGCCAGUUUCAAAUUUGUCAGCAGUUCUAAUUUAAAACUGGCAUGCGUUUAUAGCAAAUUCAACAGCUGGAAUCUUCCUAUGGGAGAUCUAUAAUCGAACUGAAAUUGAAACAACGUUACCCUCAGGACAAAUUUAGCAACUGCAAGAUUCAUAUGGGAGAUCUAUAAUCGAGCUGAAGUUGAAACAAACGUAUCCCCAGCAAGCUGUUUUAGUUUUAUUUAUUUGAACAGUUCUACUGUCAAAUGUAGGACUGGUAUACGCUGCCGUUCUAUAUUUUCUAUAUUUGAAACACAGAUAAAACGUUGCUGGGGCUGCCAGUUUAUUUUGUUAUAAAUUUUAGAUUUGAAUAUUAAAACUGGCAUAAAUUAUGCAUCUAGAACUGGAACACUCCUGAUAAUGCCCUCAGCCAGGCGUUUUAGACUUAUUUAUUCGAACUGUCAAAUUUAAAACUGGUAUACGAGGCCGUUCUUUUGUUCAAUAUUUGAGGGUAUAUUCAGUAGUAUUCUCGUUCUAUUUUAGAUGCAUAAUUUAUGCCAGUUUUGAAAUUUAAAUCUAGAUUGUUUAACAAGGAAAACUGGCAGUCCCAGUAGUGUUUUACUCGUGUUUCAAAUAUAGAAAAUCCGACCGAAGAACUGUUAGAAAAAAUAAAACUAGAACGGCUUGCUGGGAUACGAUUGUUCUAGUUUUAGUACUAUUAUAGAUUUUCCGUAUAAAAUUUCUAGCUAUGAAACACGAGAAAACACUGCUGGGGCUGCCAGUUUUUCUUUUUAUAAUCUCCAAAUUCAAAUUCAAAAACUGACAUACAUUAUGCACCUAGAACUAGAACACUCCUGAACGCGCCCUUACAGGUCAGAACUGUUCGAAUGAAUGAAACUAAAACGGCUUGCUGGAGAUAGGCUUGUUCCAGUUUCAGUUCUACUAUAGAUCCUCCAAAUAAUACUUCCAGUUGCUUAAUUUGCUCUUUUUGAUAUGAUUUUCAGAUUAAAAUUCUAACACUGACUUAAGUUAAGCUUAUAGAAUUAGAACACUUCUGAAUUUGCCCUAAUUUGGAAAAUAAAAUAUGCCCUGUAUUGAAAAUAAAUCGAAACUGUUCACCAGUUUUGCGUAUGAUAUUAAAACUGUUCGAAUCAUUAGAACUAGUACGUCUUGCAUCCCGGAUUGGCGAUUCAACGCACUGAUCUCACAAACCUAUUGUCGUAGAGUCGAGCCCCAACUUGGAAGAAUUCCUAGUGUCAGUAGGACUAGCCACGUAAAGAUUUUGUAAGCUAAGAAUCGGCAGCCUGUUGCGUGUUGUAAAAUGUUAAAUUCCUCAAAAGGAAUGAACCAUCAAGGCUUUGAUUUUCGAACCCAUCCAACAACGGAUAGUUAAUAUUAGGUGAAUAGCUUUCAAACUCACAUUGAAUUUAUAAAAUUCAAGAGUUGAGGUUAUUGAGCUUAUUGGAUAAACCGUAUUGCAACUCUUUCUGCAUUUGAGUUUACUCGUCUAAGUUGCUUCAUGCCUUCCGGGUAAAUUUUUAGUGUGGUCGAACGAAUCUUUGAUCAUUAUGAACCGCUUGUAUUGUUAUAUUUUUGUUUAAAAUAAAGAUAGAUUCUUAUUUUAUUAGAAAAAAACAUGAACUUAUUUUCAAUCCAUUUUAAAAUCGUGUUAUCGAAGCAACUGCAGGCUUCUUUAGAAGUUCCAAUAUAAGAUCAAACCUAUUUUGAACCGAACACUCUGCACUCUGUACCGGUUGCGCUAAAAACGAAAGAACCCGAACACAAAUCGCACAUCACACUCACUUUUCAAAAUCCCCCGAAAAUAUGAAUGAAAAAAAAAUGGCUGUCAAAAGGGAAGCAGAAUAUAAUGAAUAUUUAAUAUCCUCUGCUUACUCAGCACCACACCGGUUCGGAACCGACCGAGGCAAACAUUUAUUUUUUUGUUUUGUCAGAUCUCCCGACGAACCUUUUUUCGCCUUCCUAGUGUGUCGUGUCGGAGCCGAGUAAGCGAGACAUUUAAAACUGUGAACGGCGUGCGCUCGCUGAGAGAAAAAUGACGAAUUUCUACGCCUGAUCUGUCAGCCCCCAGUUGCUCCGCAUGCAGGCGUCGAGUGACCGAAGAGCACACAGGAUCUAGGAUUUGUACAUUUACAUUGCAACAAAAGAAAGUUAUUAUUAGUAGUAAAGUUAAAACGAGAUAAAAAAAAUGAUACAAAAAUUGAACAAAACAACUGAAUAAAACAUAAUAACAUUUAAAGUUAGCUGAAGAUCGGUGCUUUUUCCAGAAACAAGGGAAGAACUAGAAAAAUCUACAUUAUUUGCAGGUUUUUCGAACAAACGUUUAACUCUUAAUCUCAGAUCUAAGGAUAUCCCAGUACAUUUAGAGCAACAAUUGUAUUAAGAUUAAUGAAACAAACAAAAACAAAUAUUUUAAAGUAAAGGAAAACUAAAGUCGAAUCAAUAGUGAACUGCAAUCGACCCAAUUGAAAGGAACAUUUUACGGUGGCCAAACGAAAUAGAAAUAAACACAGUAAACAGAACACAGUAAUGAUGUACGAUGCAAAUGACUAUAAAAACAAGCGAACAAUCUAACCACUCACACACACUCUAAGGCAGUUUCCGAACACCAUCACAACUGGUCAGAAAAUUCGUACCUAGAGAACCUAGAGCAGAGCUUCAGUUUUUUUUUCUCCCCAAAACAAAACAAAAAAAAAACCGCGCCCAUUUGCAAAAUGUUGGUCCGGUUGUUCGAACAAGAGUACACGGGAAAAAAUUAAAAUAAUAGCACAAAUAGAAGUAUAGUUUAACGACAAAUAAAACCUACAUCUAGUUCGUAGGAUAUUUGGGUAAAAGCCACACACUCACACAAUCACCCGAUAAAUUUUGCUGAUUUGUUAACUUCAAAACGUGAUGCAAUAACCCGAGCCGAGUACCCACCGCCAAUUUUAGUGUCUAGCCACAAACACCGACAUAAAAAAACUCUUCACCAUCAUUCAGGAAAUUCUUCGCUUCUGGAAAAUUUUUAUCGCUCUAUUUUUUUUUCGAGGCUCACACGCAACAUGAUAUUUUUGUUAUCCUUAUUAGUUUUGUUUGUAUGUUGUAGCAUAAUGAGAAAUAAAAACACUUGUGUACUGUGUACAUUGGAGAGAAAAAAGAAAUGUAAUAAAUAAGAAAAUUUUCUAUGGAAAUAUUGUGAAUAUAAACUCUUUUAUUUAUCAUGAAAAAGUGGAACAAAAUCGUCAAAUACGCAAAGAUAAUAACUAAUUAUAACCAUAUGAACAAAAUGAAAUGUUAGUUGUUUUUAAACGACAUUUCCUUUUCAAGUUAUUUGUCGCUUGUCAAACAAACGCCGACUGAUUUAGGACUUCUAGGUUUCGUUACUCUUGUUUGAAAAUCCAAUCGCAAUAUCUAUAACUGGCUGGUAGUUAUGUUUUCCUUAUGACCUACCAAAUUCUUUUAUCUGCCUAGCAUAUAAAGUCAAAAGUACCGAACAAUUAAGAAAACCAUUCAACCUGUAAUUGCUUGUAAGGAAAACAAAAUAUCCUGUGAGAGAAGAGCAUUGACUGAUUAACGUUAGUGAAAUAGAGAACCAACCAAGCUCUGACUAGUUUUUUUUUUAGCAAACAUUUGGCAUGAGAAACGUUGUUGUUUCGUUUCAGUUCGACGUAUUCUACUGUUUUUAUUUUUUCUUCUAACAAUUCGAUUGUCAAUCGAGGCUGCGGUGGAGAAAUUUUGUGAAAAUAUUCUUGCUGUAAACAAAAAAAAAAACAAGAAACGGAUCGGUGGUGUGAUUAGUUUUCACGUUGAAUGACAAUUUGAAAUUUUAGCUUCUUUACGUAUCACACCAGGACCAGCCCGAAGGCGAAACGGAAACCUGUGUACAGACGAGAUUUUUACGAUUCAAGUGGAAGAGAAUUAACACACCUGCAAAUAAUAAUAAUAAUAAUAACACUAGGAAGCAUCACUAGCCUGUAGGAACCAAAACAGUACUGAAUUUGUAUAGUAAAAACAAAUGAUUAUUGAUUAUCACAAGUAAUCUCUAAAAUAACAGUUUAAAACAAGGUACGGUAACAACUAUUGAAGCGAUACUGCUAUGGAAGUCUUUAUAAAAAUAAAAAAAUCUUCAUUGAAUUA
This is a messenger RNA of Malaya genurostris, 16194 nucleotides long. It is a transcript of the gene Blimp-1, whose product is annotated as PR domain zinc finger protein 1. Gene Ontology annotation, biological process: regulation of transcription by RNA polymerase II; cell fate commitment. Gene Ontology annotation, molecular function: DNA-binding transcription repressor activity, RNA polymerase II-specific; histone deacetylase binding; RNA polymerase II cis-regulatory region sequence-specific DNA binding. The record is from RefSeq and is a predicted model, not a curated record. Gene Ontology annotation, cellular component: cytoplasm; nucleus. The transcript is spliced from 7 exons. NCBI's taxonomy places the organism in Eukaryota, Metazoa, Arthropoda, Insecta, Diptera, Culicidae. The coding region runs from base 1326 to 4460 and encodes 1044 amino acids.